GAAGCGGUCCCGGAUAUUUAUCAGCAAAAAAUUGUUGUGGCUAUUGCAGAAAUUUAUAAAUCAAACGAUUUGAACUAUUUUUUGACUGAGCAUCUAAAUACAAUUCCAACUUUAAUUCAAGAAUUAGAUAGAUUUAGUGCUAAAGUCCAGGAUGUCUUUCGUGAAUCUGGAGGAUUUGUUUGCCUUGUAAGCUUAUUAGUAGGUCUAGAGGAUGUAUAUAAGCAGUUAAUACAAAAUUCCGUAGAAAAGGAUGUUAAAAUUGACGCAACAAAUGCUGAUUCUCAGAUAGAUCAUACAAAUUGCGACACAGACAUAAUGUCAAUGAAGAUUCAGGCAAUCGAUACAUUAAAAGCUAUAUUCGUUGUAUUUGCAGAAGCUAUGUCUAAUCACGAUUCUAAUCGUCGAUUUUUUAGCAAUUCCAUUGGUUUUAAAUCGGUAGAGGAUGCCAUUUGCCUUACCGAGAUGUUUAAAUUACCUGGAGCCCCUGAAAAUCUUUUUGGAAUACUCUUUGGAUUUGCAAUUGAAAAUGAAUCAGUGGCUGAUGUAUUCAUUGAUAGACAAGAUAUUUCAAAUAACGUUAAUCAAGUCAAAAUAGAAGAAAUGUUUGGAAACUUUACUGAUGAAAUUCACAAUCCAGAUAUUAUUCCCACUAUAAUGAAGUUGCAACUCUGUGUUAAUCGUGAUUCACGGUUAUUUUUGAAAAUUUAUGAAGCUCUAGUCGCUCUUUCCUUUGCAAAUCGAAGAAAUCAAGUCAUGUUAAAUAAGUCUGGUGUGCUUGAAAUUGUUUUACAUCGAUUAUUUCCAGCAUCAAUUCGAUACACUGAAAAAGGAACAAUUAAUGCUAGUAAUCAUACUCAAGAAAAGAAACUUUUAACCAAAUUAGCUCAAAGAUUGAUUGAAAUGGGUGUUACUACAAAGGAGAUCCGUUUCCUAUUUGAACAAUUCGAAAAUGGGAACCAGUGUCCUAAAGCAAUUACAGAUACCGAUGGAACAUUCAUGACUGCUAUGGACAUGGUCUUAUUUGGCGUUCAAAGAAGCAGAUGGCCUCGAUUCAUACAAUUUGAUAUGUGCCAGUUUGGAUAUUCUUGUUUAGAGAUGAAUAGUUUAAGUGAUCGUCCGUUUCCACCUACAAGUGGAGGGUAUACGUUUAUGAGCUGGCUUGAUAUCGAAAACUUUGAUUCAGAAAUGAACCUGACCCUUUUAGGGUUAAGUGAUGAUGAAAAGAAAUGCUACUUGCAAAUUUAUUUCGAAGCACAAACUCAUAAACUUGUUGUUCAGACAUCUCCAAAACAAACGACUCGAUUUGAUAAUUUCGAAUUUAGAACCGGAUAUUGGUAUCAUAUAGCACUCGUACAUCGUCGAUCGCGUUUAGGGCAGUCUUCAUUAAUGUCACUUUAUGUAGAUGGAAGAUUUGUAGAUGAACAAAAGUGCCCUUAUUUAAAUCAAUCAGUGACUAAUCGACCAAUAAAAACAUUUAUUGGAACACCAAAAGAAAUUGCAAAAAAACUAGACAAAGGCAAAACUAAACUCUCAUGGGAUCUAGGCCCUUGCUAUUUUUUUGAAGAUGACCUAGAUGGUGACAUAAUUAGUGUUUAUUGUCAUCUGGGACCUCGGUAUUCUUCCAAUUUUCAAGAUUCUUUAGGUCAAUUUCAGACAUACCAAACUUCCACGCUGCUUAACAUGAGGCUUGAAGCCUUAAGUCGCCAACGCAGUGAUUCUGCUAUUGAACUGGAUAAUCUGCCUAUAGUUAACGCAAUUCGUGGUAAUAAUAGUCAAACUUUGCCUGAAGAAAAAAUUAUUUUUGCAUUCAAUGCAAGUAAUGUUCUUGUCUGUGGCCAAAAUGCAAGCAUAUUGGGUGCUGGUCUUUCUGAAGGCACAUCACAAGCCCUACUUGGCAACGUUAAUACAAAGGUGAUAUUAAAUGCUGCUGUUCCGAAAGUUGAACGUGCCCUGCGAGUGCUACAUGGAUUAGCUUACUUGCAAGGCGAUCCAGUGACUGCUGUUCCUUAUGGGAUGGAUGAUUCUAUUUGGAAGAUAGGAGGCUCUGCU
Messenger RNA from Racocetra fulgida, 2049 nucleotides. The record is from the annotation of a GenBank genome assembly. NCBI's taxonomy places the organism in Eukaryota, Fungi, Glomeromycota, Glomeromycetes, Diversisporales, Gigasporaceae.